Plasmodium adleri (nom. inval.) is the source of this 3054-nucleotide messenger RNA. The record is from the annotation of a RefSeq genome assembly. NCBI's taxonomy places the organism in Eukaryota, Apicomplexa, Aconoidasida, Haemosporida, Plasmodiidae.
AAAUUAGCUCUAAAGAAUUAUAAAAAGUAUUUUGAAAUAGGAAGUUUGAAAUAUCUUAACUGGCAGAGUAUUUUAAAAUUUAAUCAAUCUGAUAGAUUUAAAGUGUUAGAUUUGAUUUGUGAUGAAAGUAGUUUGUAUGAGGGACAAAUGAAAAGAAGAGAACAAUAUUUAAAGAAUAAUAUAUUUUCGACAUCAGAAGAAUGUUCCGUUUUAGAGUUUUUAAUACAUCAUAUUAAUAAAUAUCAGAUGGAAUUAUAUGGUAACGUGCAUAAAUUAAGUUUGAAUGUACAGGUAUUAUUAGAAAAUAAACAUUUAAAAGAGAAAUUUUUACAAUUUAUGUGUAGAAGUAGAAAGGAGUGUAAUAUAUAUGAAAGUGAAAGAUUUAAACAAGAACAAGAAAAGGGUGUAGAAUUUCACGAUAAUAACAACUAUAAAUUUUCACAAGAGAAUGUUCCUGCUUCAAAAGUAGUUGAUCCAUUUAAUUUGUUUACAAAUUAUUUUUAUUUUAUAAAAUAUUACAGUGUUUUUAAUAGUGAUCAUAUUAUAUAUAUGCAUCUUUUAAAUUUUGUUGGAAUUUUAAAUGGAAAUAAUGAUGCUUACGUAAGUUCCUUGUAUUUACCAGGAUAUUAUAAUGCCAUUCAGCUUUCUUAUAAAGAUCAGAUUGGAUUGAAAGACUUAUAUCAAAAUCUUGUAAAAUGUGUUGAGAAAUGUUAUAUGAGAAAUAGAAAAAAUAGGUCCUUUUCUCACAGAAUUGCUUCAAUUUUUCGUCAUAAGAAAUUUGAUAGUUCAAAAUAUAUACCUAAUUAUAGCAUUUCUAAUGCCAUGUAUUUAAGUAUAAAAGAUGAAGACGAUACAAAAAGAACUAUGGUUACUUUCCAUUGGAUGCCUUCAACUAUAAAGAGAAUGCAUAAUCAUCGUAUAAAAAAAUAUGUAUCUAUAUAUUUAUUAGAAGAACUGGAAAAGCUAAUUGAUAAUAAAUUGAUAGAGAAGGUUAAAAAAUGCAUAACAUUUUUAGUCCAUCUAAAUGCAUUUUUACAAUUAGAUUUCUUUAACUAUUUAAACGAAACACCUGCAAAUCUUCAACACCCUUUCCCCCUAAGUAUGAUGGUAGAAGCUAGAUUUAAAGAUUGGUUUAUUCAAUAUCUCACUGGUUUCUUUUUUAUAAAUUAUGACGAUUCAAAUACAAGAUAUAACAUGCCUGAAAAUAUGAAACGAGGUACCUUUAUACCACCGAAAUAUAGUAAAUGGAAUAUUCACUUAAAAAGAUUUAUUGAUGAUGCCUUUUUUAUGUAUUUUAAUCAAAAACAUGCCCUAACAUUGUUCAAAUAUCAUAACCCAUAUAAUAUAAGUAAUAAGAUUAUGCUAAUGAGAGAUACAUAUGAAUUAUAUACAAAAAAUUAUGAUAAACUUAUCUUUGGAGCUGAUAUUAUGCUUUUAAGAAAAACAUUUUCUUGUACUCCCAUGUCUAGUAAAGUAUGGGAUAGAGUUAAAUAUUUUUUGCAUAAUAUUAUUGGAAACCCUCUCAACUAUUACAAACAUGGUCUUAUAUAUGCAUAUACCUUAAAUAAAGCAAUGUUAAAAGAAGUCGUAAAUGAUUUUUUUGUUAUAUAUAAAAUGAACAAAGAUAUAUUUUCAGGAACCUCUUUCUUACAAACAGUCUAUCUACUCUUUAAAAAAAUACAAGCUACCUAUUUUUCUCACAGAAGAAAUGAUGAUGUGAGUAUGAACAACAUUUUCAUGUUUAAUCUGGAAAAAAAUUAUUCUAAAAUGAACCAAGCUGAUAGAGAAAAAGAAAUUCAUGAAUCUAUGGCAUCCAGAUUUUUUGCAAAAACUUUAUUUACAGUAUUUCAAAUGAUGUUCGUUAUACAAAUAAGUAAUGAUGUAGAUAAACUUGAUAGAAUAUAUGGUAAAGCAGACAUGUUGCGUUUAUCUGUACAUGAUGAACCUUUCUUACGUUUUGCCUACGCUUACUAUGGUAGUAUGUAUGAUAAAUUAACAAAUGUCUUUUUCCCAAUGCAUAUAAAAAAACCAACCAUCCAACUCAAAUACGGAAAAACAUUUAUUAUGGCUAAUUUGUAUUAUUUAUGUUCAGUUAUUUUCUCUAUGUACAACUUAAAUAAUUUAAGUCUUCUAUGUGAAUAUCAAGCCAUAGGAAGUUCCAAUUUCCAUUCAUAUAAAAAAAUGUCACAAUUUAUUGAUAAAAAAUUCAUACCAUUAGUAUUUUUCACACUUUAUGACAGAACAAAAAAAAUUAAACAGGGAAUUAGUCCUACAACCUCACCAAAUGGUGGUACAAGCGAAACAUCGAGCAAAAUGGAAUGGUAUCAUAUAUUGUUAGAUUUUCGUGGGGAUUCAAUGGCAAUGGCAUGGCCAUAUUUAGGAUAUUAUAUGGGUGGUAAUAUGUUAUAUAGAAAUAUUUUAUAUUUUCCUAAUCACUUACCUGAAGAAUUAAGAAAACAAACAAAGGGUGUAGAAUUAGCACAACCAGAUUAUGAACCUUCUGUUCAUAGCAUUGAUUGGCAAGUAGGUUAUGCCAUUAGUCAUGGUUUAUCCCUUUCAUUUUUUACAUAUGGUUUGAUGAAGGUAUACGCUUAUUAUGAAAAUGUUAUAUUUUUCUUGAGAAACUCUAUCCGUAUUUUUGAUAGGUUUUAUUCGAUUUUAGAAAAUUAUGUGUGCAUGUACAUUAAAAGAUUAUUCAAUAAAUUGACUGUUGAUAAAUUACUCAAGGCUAUGUCAAGAGGAUAUGCAUCUACUAAAAAGGAAGGUGCUUAUGAAGAAGCAAUGUUAUCGAGAGUUCGUGAUAAAGAGAAGAUAGAAAAGGAAGUAGAAGAGGAUAAACGUACUGACUUAUCUACUCUUCCAACAUUUGAUAUAAUGGAUUUUGAAAAGAAUACAAAUUAUAUGUAUAAGGAUAAUGAGGAUUAUUUUGAUGAUUUAGAUGACAAUGAAGAAUUUUUAAAUAGUAAGGAUCUAUUAUAUUAUGAUGAUGGUAUAGAUAGAACAAAACGUUAUGAAUUAAUUCCUUUGGCACGUUAUCGUUAUGAUCCUUUUUAA